Messenger RNA from Drosophila guanche, 910 nucleotides. Its product is annotated as POU domain, class 3, transcription factor 2. NCBI's taxonomy places the organism in Eukaryota, Metazoa, Arthropoda, Insecta, Diptera, Drosophilidae. The coding region runs from base 34 to 432 and encodes 132 amino acids. The transcript has a single exon. The record is from RefSeq and is a predicted model, not a curated record.
AACUAUGUGGAGCAUGCGGUUAUAUAAUAGGGAAUGUUCUACUACUGCUGCUGCCGCCAGCAGUUUGUGGUGAUCCUCGUCUGCCUGCUCUACAUCCUCCUUGUGCUCGUGUUCUUUGUGAAUGUGUUUCUCGCCGAUCGGAAUAUGCACACGCAUCUCAUGAUGAAGAAUGCGGGCCACCACGGACAUGGACACGGCGGCGGCGGCGGAGGAGGACUUGGAGCUGGUGCAGGUCCGCCUGUGGGAGGACACCACAAUCCCUACGACAUGCAUGGCUAUCCGCACUACAACAACUACCAUCCGCAAAUGGAUCCAAAGCAGCAGCAGCAGCAGGAGCUGCUACGCAAGACACCGCCCAAUCCGAACCAGCAGCAGCCCGAGCAGGACAUUUACUCUUAUUUCAAUCACGUAUUUAGGCGGCGACGUCGAUGAGCAGCAGAAGGGAGAAGUAGAUGUAGGAUGGACCAGGAUCCUAUCCAAAAUUUGUACCACAUUAAAUUAUUAUUAUUUCGAUAAAAAUUAUGAAUAUAUACGAGAAUAUAUAUAGCCAAAAGCAGAUUGUGUAAAAAGUGAAAAGGGUUAAAAAUGGAUCCAAAAUCCGUGACGAAACAAGCUAUGUUUCAGCUAUGAAUCGGGCACGAUCCAAUGCAUUUCCGAUACGAUGCGUAAAUUUAUGUAGCGAGCGACCAAGCCACGAGCCAACAGUUUGCAUUUAUCUACAGCGAAUGAUGUUCCAUAAAUGGAAUCAGCAACAUUUAUUAGAUACAGCAGAUAUUUAUUGAUCGAUAUAUACAGCUGAUUAAUCAGAUAAACUAGAUAUGCUAUAUAGAGCUAACCCCCCCAAUCAACAUAUACAACAGAUAUCAACGGAUAUAUCUACCAUAUAUAGAUAGCUAAAAUAAUGCUUCGA